GGCACUGCCAGCCAUGUCCUGCCUCUAAAACAAAAAAUACGAUUUUUUUAGCAUUUUAACGCACUGACCAAGAGCAAACUCGCUGCUCUUUUUUAAUGUUUUUUUUUUUUUUCUAGAGCUAAAAGCGUGUUUUUUUAAUAAGGAGGAGAGAAAAUGUCUUCCCCCGCGCAGGAGAGGAGAUCUGGCGUUCAGCUGCUGAGCGCGGCGCUGCUGCUGCUGCUGCUCUCGCUUUCCGGUUGCUCAUGCAUGGAUGUGCUCAUGCCCAGUAACAUUAAUGCACUGAAUGGAACAACCAUCAAAAUCCCCUGCACAUUUACUUCCUGCUAUAGGAUGGAUGCUACAAAGUUUGCAAUGAACUGGACCUACCAAGAAACACUUAAUGACACAGAGGAGAUGUUUAUGACAUUCCAUAAGAAAAAAGGAAUGGUGCCUCUGCGUUCGGAGAAGUUUGGAGAGAGGGUCACGUUUGCUGGGAACCUGGAUAAGAACGACCUGUCAAUAACCCUGUCAGAUGUUCAGCUCGAGGAUGAGGGUAUUUACAACUGCUAUGUGAAAAACCCUCCAGACCGCAUCCAGGGACACGGUGUCAUACAGCUCAAUGUUGUCACCAAACUUCCCCCUCCAAGGGAUUCAACCAUUGCAGUUGCGAUUGGGGCUUCAGUGGGUGGAGCGUUAGCUCUGCUGAUCCUGUCCAUGGUAGUAGUGAAAUGUCUCCGUCGACACCGGAAACAGGAACUGAUUUCAGAGGAGAAGAUGGAGGAGGAGGGAAAACUGGAGGCUGAAGGUGUUGCGGAGGAGGGAACCAAACAACCAUAGCAGGAUCAUCUGACUGAGCCAGCGGCCUGUGGAGCAUUCACCCCCAACACCUUCUCUGACACCCCUUUCCUGAAGAUCUAUAGUUACCACUGCUUGAAUCAUUGUCCACUGAUAUUUCCAUCCUUUCUGCAUGUGCGUGUGUGUGUGCCAGUGCACACAAGUGUGCUUCCGUGUGUGUGUGUGUGUGUGUACUGAAUGU
Molecule: messenger RNA, 1015 nt
Organism: Plectropomus leopardus (leopard coralgrouper)
Lineage: Eukaryota; Metazoa; Chordata; Actinopteri; Perciformes; Serranidae
Gene: scn2b
Product: sodium channel, voltage-gated, type II, beta
Cellular component (GO): plasma membrane
Source: RefSeq, a predicted model, not a curated record